AAAACACGUUCCAAGUGCUGGUUGUUAAAUUAUUUUUUAACUAGAAUAAAUUUUAAAUAUUUUCAUUUAUCAAUUGAAUAGUAAUGGAGUUAGAUGCUAACAGUGUUGUUGGGGAUCACAACAAGAAACGGCAGAGAAAGAAAAAGAAAAACAGUAGAUUCCUACGGAAUGCCAAGGGUUUUGCUAAACAAGGCAUCUACGGCCGAGGCACUCACAUUGAAACGGAUCAAUACAAUUAUUUCAUAAAUAUUUUGGAUGCAAUGAAAAAUGGAUUUGAAGAUGUUGAAGAAAAAGUAACUAUGGCCAACAACGUAUUCGAACAAACUAAGGAACAGGAGCUUCAUUUGGCCUACAACCAAAUCGUAUGCAAAGUACUUGAAUCCUUGAUUGGAUUUGUGGAUGCGGAAAAUUUGGAACGCUUCUUUAAUGCCUUUGCUGAUAAUUUUCGACCAAUCUGCUCUGAUCGAUUUGCCUCACAUGUGCUACAGAAAAUGGUCGAAGUUGCAUUUUUACGCUCUUUAGGAAAUGAUAAAUUAAAAAAUCCCGCAGAAGACGAGGACAGCGUAAAUACCAAAGAAAACGGACCAGCGUCUAAGCGACCUAAAACUGAGGUAACUGCCAUUAGUGAGGAAUUAUACAACCUUCAAACUGACUUCAGUGUUGAGCACCGACAACAUUGCAAUGAGUUUGUGUUACGUGUGAGCAAGUUUUUACUCAACAAUCUUGAAGACUUCGUAUGGGAUUCAUGUGCUAAUCACAUCAUGAGGACUAGCAUACUUUGCUUGGCUGGCGUACAUAUCGCAAAAGUGGCUUUCGAAAAAAGUGGCGCUGAUAUGAUGAAAAAUCGGAAAUUGUAUCAUGUGCCAGACGAGUGGGUGGAGGUACUGAGAGAGUUUCCUCAACGUUUAGAAAUGUGGCCUCAAUUUUCCGACUUCCCAUAUCAAGAACACUCCUCAGCUUUGCUCGGCGUAAUUUGCAUUGCAUUACGUGCGACUGACAAGCAACUUUUGAAGCAUUUUGGUAAGAAAAUAUUAAUGGAUGCAUUUCUUAAGGUGGAACAAAACGACGCAGAAAAAGAAAAGAAAAUAGAAAUAUUGGAUAAUGAAGAUGAAGAAACAAAUGAAGAGGGAGCAAAUGAAUCAGAGAAAGUAAAGGAAAAGGAACAGACCAGCAUUCAAUUACCUAAAGUAUUUGAAUACCAAUCAGCGGUUAUAUUACUUGAAACGCUGCUUGCAGUGGCUGGCCCAAAACUGUACACACAACUGUAUGCCAUGCUUUUUACAGGCCGUUUAUCGCUGCUUGCAAAAGAACAGCUUACAAAUUUUGCAGUGCAAAAGCUUUUACAAAAUAUUAAAGAAAAGGAAGAUUUUGAAAACGUUUUUGGAGAGCUGGCAAAUGAUAUUGAGGAGCUGCUUAAAAUUGGGCAUACUGGAGUUGUCGAAGCGCUCGCCGGAGCAUGCCUACGCGUCGGGGCAAAACAAGCUCAAUGUAUUGUAUCGUUACAAACGGCCCUUCAUACGCCAGCGACCGAUAAGCAAAAAGGAAAGAGCUUUUUCUUUUGUCUUCUAAAAUUAAAGCCAUUCGAAGUAGUACAAGCGGAUAAUAGUGCUUUCGUGCACCUACACGGCUCACUAAUUAUUCAACAUAUUUUACGAUUCAAUAAGCCUAUAUUUUUGGUUAAUUGUAUAUUGGAAAUACCCGCCGAACAAUUGGUAGCCAUCUUCAAUACACCAAAUGGCUCACACAUUGUGGACGCAUUUCUCCAAAGUAAAUAUAUUGGCGAAAAAUCUCGAGAAAAGUUCAUACGACAUAUUGAAGGUUUUUACGUGGAUUUGGCCACCACUAAAUUUGGCUCCCGUGUUGUGGAUAGCUGUUUUAACGCUGCUCAGGAGUCUCAAAAGUCUCGUAUUGUGAAAGAGCUUGCUGAUAAAGUGAAUAUGUUAAAGGGCACACCCUUCGGGAGACUACUGUACAAUAAAUUCCGAGUUGAAACAUAUAGGCUGUCGGCAACUCAAUGGAAAGCUAGUUUUAAUGCGAAUAAGGAGAAGAAAGUGGAUAAACUAUUUAAGGAUAUCAUUAAUUGAGUUUUUAUAAUAAAUAAAAGUAAUUUUUUUUUCUAAA
Ceratitis capitata (Mediterranean fruit fly) is the source of this 2121-nucleotide messenger RNA. Its product is annotated as nucleolar protein 9. The transcript is spliced from 2 exons. Gene Ontology annotation, biological process: endonucleolytic cleavage in 5'-ETS of tricistronic rRNA transcript (SSU-rRNA, 5.8S rRNA, LSU-rRNA); endonucleolytic cleavage in ITS1 to separate SSU-rRNA from 5.8S rRNA and LSU-rRNA from tricistronic rRNA transcript (SSU-rRNA, 5.8S rRNA, LSU-rRNA); ribosomal small subunit export from nucleus. Lineage: Eukaryota; Metazoa; Arthropoda; Insecta; Diptera; Tephritidae. Gene Ontology annotation, cellular component: 90S preribosome; nucleolus; preribosome, small subunit precursor. The record is from RefSeq and is a predicted model, not a curated record. Gene Ontology annotation, molecular function: RNA binding. Bases 84 to 2084 code for a protein of 666 amino acids.